Paramacrobiotus metropolitanus is the source of this 2108-nucleotide messenger RNA. RefSeq lists its product as uncharacterized. Bases 97 to 1920 code for a protein of 607 amino acids. Gene Ontology annotation, molecular function: protein binding. The transcript has 6 exons. The record is from RefSeq and is a predicted model, not a curated record. NCBI's taxonomy places the organism in Eukaryota, Metazoa, Tardigrada, Eutardigrada, Parachela, Macrobiotidae.
UUGUGUGGAUGUGUAAACCAGCCAGCGGUCGUCCAACAUUUGUAAAAAUGAAUAUUAUGUGGAUGCGUAAACCGUAUCAAAGAAUUUCGAAUGUAAAUGAUUAUGGCCAAUGCAACUAAGAUUCUCAAAGAUCGACUGUAUUUAUCACAGUUUUACGACAAAUUUGCCAUUGAUGUCGUAAGGGAUAGCACGAUUUACAGAGGGUACGUGGUAGAUGUGGCAGAUGAUGGGCUGAUUAUCGACUAUCACCAUUCUGGUCCAUGCGUCGAGUGCGUACGUUUCUCGUGCGCCCGAGUGUUGCCGAUAAAGCUAACUUCGGCCAGUCGUUAUUGCCAACUACCACGUGAAAACGAGGAAGUGCUGACAAGGAAUUCUAUAAAUCACCCUCUGACGUGGACGCCAGCUACAUGCUUAGCCCUGGUACCUGAAUACGGCGAUAAACCACCACUUCCUGCCGAAGAAGUAUGCGCAAUAGUGCGCAUAACAGCAUCUGUACCACCGCAGCUGCUGGCGGCAAAAAACGAACACUAUUCUUAUCGCGCGUCACAAGCCCGCGUUCGCCAGGCGCGAUGCUGGAUGCCGGUGACCCAUAAGACUUUCGAGAAAUUCACCGUGCGAUUCACCGCGUGUAGCCAGCCAACCUGCCCCUUUCCGGUGACACCGCUGUCUUACAUGCUGAGCAGCCUGGACGUCGGACUUAAGCUAUUCUGGCUGCAAUAUACCGGCACGCUGAUUAUAUCGGCCAAUGAUGAUGGUAUCACCGUUCUGCGUCGCCAAAAAUUUAAAAGGGUUUCAAAAAGAUUCCAUCGAUUGGUAUUUCAUUUGUACGAGCGCUUCUUGGCUUCCUUUUUCCGCAAAGAUUUAGCGCUUUACAGAAGGAUAUCAUUCACACAAAAAGAUGCAAAUGGGAGUUGGUUUAUGACUACUUGGCGGAAGAUGCAACUCUUUCCGAAAUGGUUGGAAACUCAUCGUCUGGAAGCUCUCGAUCUUCCCGAGAGCUGCUUUACGUUCUCUGACUGCCCUGAUGACGUCCUUGUGCAGAUUGUGUCGAAUUUAGAUGUCAUUACCCAGAAGAGUCUACGACGAAUAUGUCGGACAUGGAACCGUGUGUUGUCCUGCGCAUCCAUCAGCCGUGAAGUGAUUGUCAGUGCUCCCUUAGGCUACCUUGCUGGAUAUAAUCAGGCGCUGUAUUUGGCCGAUACGCUUUUCAGCUACACCACGACAAGAACGCGAGCUGUACUGCUGGACCAGUUCAGCCACAGUCACAGCGGUACGAUCCUUCCUGUUCUCCACGUCAUCGGCUGUCCGGUUGGCUAUUAUCUGUCUUACCGCCACCGCAGCAUCUGUCUGUGGCAUGAACUUGAUCUCUAUCCAGACGCUGACAACAUGCACAUAUACUGCACCAUGGUAAUGGAAGACGACACGCGGAAAACACUAGAGAUUCUGCUAGGCACGAAGAAGACAUGCCAGAAAACCAUAGCCUCAUCGGACAAAGACUGGACGUACUGCUGCACGACCGGUACAAUGAAGCAGGCCAUUCACGGAAUUCCGCUAACGCUAAAUGUGUUAAACAAUUUGUGCUAUCUACACGAGCAAAAGAAGGAACGAUCCUUAGAAAUAUGCAGUUACCAAACCGAGUGCGACGAAACACUACAGAGACUGGAAGAAGCACGCAGCAUUUGGCCUAUUGCCGCAGCAGCCACCGAAGUUCUGAGGAAAGCUUUCAAAGGCUACCGCUAUACAAUGCCUGAUCGUAAGCUUCCGGUUCUGCAAGUUCCUCGGACGAGAGAUUUGGAUGACUACGAAUCUGGCUCCAUGUUCUGUCCGGAAAUCCUAAAAGUGCUCAUCCGCGAACGAAGGAGCCAACACACCGGGUGCCACUCAUCGGUCCCAGUGGCAAGCUGGCUGCGCUUUUGGUGAAUACAUUUUCGCUUUAAUUUGCCGGCACCGCUUGGGAGAAGUUAAAACAUUUGCGGGCUUGGGAGAAAUGAUUCUGCUACAGUCGAUAACCGGAACGGAUAUUCUAGUGGGCUUGGCGUUAUUGAGAGCCUGCCCGUUUUUACGAAUCGAGGGAAGCACUGAUGUCCAAUACAAACGCUCGGUUUAAU